This is a messenger RNA of Paramormyrops kingsleyae, 1177 nucleotides long. The record is from RefSeq and is a predicted model, not a curated record. Lineage: Eukaryota; Metazoa; Chordata; Actinopteri; Osteoglossiformes; Mormyridae.
CGGUGAUGAUGGCGGAAGAGGAGCGACGCUGAACUAUCUCUGCUUUUAUUUAACGGUGAUAAAUCGCUGACACGCAUCGUUUAACUCGCCCCUUUGCUCUUCGGUGAGCAUGGGGAAUGAAGCCAGCCAGGAGGGGGGCGGUCAACCCGGGCAGCCGGCUCCCACACCCACCAGGACGGGCGCUCCUGCUUCUGGUUCAGCACCACCGGGCUCUGGACAGCAAGUGAAGCCGAGUAACGGUGCGCCGACCGGGGUGAGAGCGGCAGGAGGCGGCCCGGGAGUUAAAAGCGUACCUGCGAAGAAACCCCAGCCCAGCGGAGGGGAUGGAGGAGCGGGGGCAGGAAGGCAGGCCUUGGACAAACAGCCCCCUGCGGCGAAACAGGGUGCACCCCCGACCCAAGCUGAUAAGGGUGGGAAGACUCCCUCAGCACCCGAUGGAGGCGGGAGUGCGCCAGCCUCGCCGUACACUGUGCCGCAGAUUGCUCCCAUGCCCAGCAGCAACCUGUGCCCUGUGUGCAAGACGGCGGACCUGAAGGCAGACAGCAGCAACACCUGUACCCAGUGUCGCCAGGUGGUGUGCGGCCAGUGCGGCUUCAAUCCCAACCCGCACCUCACUGAGGUCCAGGAGUGGCUAUGCCUGAACUGUCAGAUGCAGAGGGCCCUGGGAAUGGAUAUGACAACCCCCCAAUCCAAGCAGCUGGGGGGUCUGGCUAAGGCUCCAUCCCAACCUGACCUGUCCCGUUCAUCCACCAACCAGUCUGGCCAACAGGAUCAUACGCGGAGUGCCGGUAGCUCCCCCUCCAGGCAGUCUCAGGAGCAGCCAUUAGACAAGCUGUUUGGCUUUGGAGCAUCCAUCCUUAGCCAGGCCAGCACUCUGAUGUCUGUUGAUCCUCUGCUGCCCUCGCAACCUCCGCCAGCCCCCACCAAGACACGCCAGGGGCCUGUUUCUGGACCUGCUUCUGGGCCUGCCCCUGCCCCGGGCCUUCAUGCACCCCCUCAGCAGCAGCCAGCCCAGCGUCCAAAGGAGCUGGGGAAGCUCGAACCAAACUGUCCUCUGUGCAAAGCGGAGCUGAAUGUCAGCAAGUUUUCGGAGCCGCCCAACUACAGUACCUGCACACAGUGCCACACCCGAGUUUGUAACAUGUGUGGCUUCAACCCCACACCUCACUUGGUUGAG